AUGGAACUUGCACGUAGUGGUGGUACUAAAUUGAAACAAAAGUAUGGAGUAGAAAUAAAGAAAUUUAAAUCAUCUUUAACUUCAUCAUUGAGUAAUGAUAUAAUGUCUUCACGUAGUAUGACUAAAUUGUGUCGUUCUGAUGCUUCUUCGAAUUCAUCAUCAGAUUCAAAUUCAUCAACAGAUUCAAAUUCGUCAUCAUCAAAUUCAAAUUCAUCAUCAUCAAAUUCAAAUUUAUCAUCAUCAAAUUCAUCAUCAUCAAAUUUACCAUCAUCAAGUUCAUCAUCAUCAAGUUCAUCAUUAUCAAAUUUACCAUCAUCAAAUUUACCAUCAUCAAGUUCAUCAUCAUCAAAUUUAUCAUCAAAUUCAAAUUCUUUCAAUUCCGAGAAGAUCAAGCAUCUUUUAAUCUACGAAAAAUCGAAGUAUCAGAUAAUGGAAAAUGAAUCACCAUCUGCUGCUGAAUGGUGGCGAGCAUUUGGUUAUCCUGCACAGUGUAUGACCACUCAGGUUUAUAACAAUUUAAGUGGUACAAAACGUUUUAAACAACAUGCAGAUAAAUGCUUUCCUUUAUCCAAUACGACAAUAACAACAUCAUCAUCAUCAUCAUCAAUUAGUUUUACUUCGUCUUCAACUCCAUCAACACAAACAAGAUUAAACCAAAUGGGUUUUACAAAACAGGUAAAAUUUACAGAAAAUGAUAUUACAAAAAUGAAAGAUUUAUCUGUAAAAUGGGUGUGUGGUGAUAUCAGGCCUUUUAGUAUAUUAGAUGAUAUUGGUUUUAGAAAUUUAGCUCAAGAAUGUGUUCGUCUGGGUACUGUGCAUGGAAUGUUUGAUAUUAAUGAAGUACUUCGUGGUGAAAAAUCCAUAUCACGGCACGUUUCAUCAUUUGCUGAUACUUCACGUGAACAAAUCAAAGAAAUUUUAUCAAUUCCUUUGAAAGAACAUUCAUUAACAAUUUGUCCGGAUUACUGGACCGAUUCAUACAAAAAGAUUUCAUAUUUAGGCGUAACUGUAAUUAUUGUUGACAAUGAUUGUCAUUAUAAAACAAUUGAUUUAUUUUGUAAACCGUUUGAAUACGAAAAAAAGACCGCUGAAAACACUUUGAACAACAAAACAAAAAAGAAAAAAGCUGCUGCUACUGCUGUUGUAUAUGAUGAUACACCUGUACUUGAUGCUGAAACAACAGCUAAUUAUAAUAGUAAUGAAAACUAUGAGUCUUCUGCUGAUGAGAGUGAAUCAUCAACUGAUGAUGAAUAUAAUAAUAUAGUUUCUUUACCAGUUGUUCGAAAAAAAAAAUCUAUUUCAAGAAAAAUCGUUAUGACAGGCAUCAAUAAUGAUAUCAAAGAACAAGGUGGUGUUACAUUACAUCAAUCAUGUAUUGUUCGUUGGUUAUCUAUGUCAAAUCUUCUAGAAAGUCUUUUACAAUCAUUUAAAUCUACAAAAAGAUUACUAGUAGCUCGAAAAAAACAAUCAUUAAUAAAUGAUUUAGAUGAAACAACCAUCAAACAGUUGAUAUUACUUUUAAAACCAUUUAAACAUACAAUGACAUUAAUUCAAACAGGAAAUGCUCCAUCCUUACAUAUGGUGUUAUUGUGUACUUUGAUAUUAAAAGAUGCUUUAUCUUCAUAUAAAUCAUUAAUUAAUUACAAAAAAAAUUAUUGUAAUUCGACAAAAAACAACAUUAAUGAUAAUGAAUUAGAAGAAGAUGAAGAAGCUGAUGAAUUAGAAGGUAUUACAUGGUUUCGUGAACGUUUGUUAAAAUUAAUCGAUGAGCUAUUUGUUCUUGAUGUUCGUCAUUAUUGUGCAACAAUGUUGCAUCCUAAAUACCGAUUAUUAAAAAAUUGUACAGAAGAAGAACGUUCACAAUGUCAUAAAUAUGUUCGUGAACAAUUAAAGAUAAUACGUGAUUCAGAUUCAACUAUUGAUGCAUAUAAACAAACAGCUGUUCCACCACCAAAAAAAUUCAAAACGGCUGAUACACUUUUUGCUCGAUUCGAAGAUGAUUGUCCAUUUGAUACUCCUGAUGAAAAAGUUCAAUUAAUUGAUUAUUCAAGUGAUGAAUAUGAAUUUAAUAUAAAACAAUCCGAUGAAUUGGAUAGAUAUUUAAUUAUGCAAAUCGAUAAAUCAACACUUACAAAUAAUCCAUUAGAUUUUUGGAAAACUCAAUCAGAAAAAUUUCCAUUGUUAUCAAAAUUGGCCAAACAAAUUCACUCAAUACCGGCAACAUCAACAGGUGUUGAACGUCAAUUCUCGUCUGCUGGUUUAAUCAUCAAUCAACGAAGAACAAAUUUAAACCCCGAACAAGUAGACAACAUUCUUCUUAUUCGUUCAUUACAAAAGCUGUAAUGAAUAGGUACUAGUCAGCUCUCUUAUUUAUUAUUGUAAUCUAGUGUUUUUUUUGUUAUACAUAUACUUUUCUUGUGCAGUGGUUUCUUUUUUUUUUGUGAUAAUUUUCAUUGUUUUUUUUGUUGCUCAUGUAUACAGUGUUUUUUUAUGAUACAACUGCUUUGAUUGAAGUCUUAUUUUGAAAUGGUGUAAAUAAAACAUGAUUACUGAAUAUGAAAACGACUGCAUGGUUUUUGUCAGAUCAUCAGUCCUUGCAAUAGGUAAACGCAGUUAUAAGCCCUGCAGGUGGCCCUGCCCUGCCCUCAGG
Rotaria sp. Silwood1 is the source of this 2650-nucleotide messenger RNA. The record is from the annotation of a GenBank genome assembly. NCBI's taxonomy places the organism in Eukaryota, Metazoa, Rotifera, Eurotatoria, Philodinida, Philodinidae.